Lucilia sericata (common green bottle fly) is the source of this 962-nucleotide messenger RNA. Its product is annotated as probable deoxycytidylate deaminase. The record is from RefSeq and is a predicted model, not a curated record. Gene Ontology annotation, molecular function: dCMP deaminase activity. Gene Ontology annotation, biological process: dTMP biosynthetic process; dUMP biosynthetic process. The coding region runs from base 314 to 640 and encodes 108 amino acids. NCBI's taxonomy places the organism in Eukaryota, Metazoa, Arthropoda, Insecta, Diptera, Calliphoridae. The transcript is spliced from 2 exons. Gene Ontology annotation, cellular component: cytoplasm.
AAUAUAACAAGUAAGAAAUUAUAGUCGGGUGUGGCCUAUUCGGGUGGUGCAGUUGUAGGGGGGCUAGGUAAAAUGACCGACCGAUUGUAACCAUUUUCAAUAGGCUUCGUCCCUGGGGCAAUAAAAGAUCAUGUAUCAAAUUUCAUUGAAUUAUCUUCAAAAUUGCGACCUGUAGUAGUUGAUUACAACGUUUACAUGGCCGGACAGACGUCCGUCCAUCUGGCCGGCUAAAUAGCUAAAUCGACUCAGAAAAUGAUUCUAAGCCGAUUGGUAUACUUUAAGAUUUCCUCUGUUGUAAAACAUAACGUCCAACAUGGGCUCCAAUGACAGCUCCUCAAAUUUUGAAAUUCUAGAAUAUUCCAAGCGUUCAUAUGCCUUAGAUGACGACGAUUACUUUAUGGCCAUAGCUGUUUUAUACUCAAAACAAUGUAAAGACUCCAAUAACCAAAAGGGAGCCAUCAUAGUCGAUGAGGAUGAUUGCAUAGUUGGUGUUGGUUAUAAUUACAUCUAUAAAUGUGAAGAUGACGAGCAAAAUUUUGAGGUUCAUGCCGUGGCAAAUGCUAUUCUCAAUAAAUAUUGCGAUAAUCUCAAAAAAAACCCGCAUCUAUACAACGCACUUUCCCUGCGAUCAAUGCGUUAAACUUUUAGUAAAAUCGGACAUUACGAAAAUCUAUUAUUUGUCAUUUAUAGGUAAAGCAUCAGAACAUUAUCGUGCGGCUGAUUUGAUGUUUUCUGCAAAGAACAUUGAGUGUAAUCGCUAUACACCUAAAGAAAAAAAGAUUAAUAUAUUUUGAAAAUAAUUGAGCAAGUAAAUUUUUCCGGUGAAAAUCUGUGUUAAGGGAGCCGGAUAUAAAUACAUUACUUCAUUACAUCCUUAAGAUUAUAUUUUAAACAAUUGGUUUUAUACAUAUAUUGUUCUAAAUAAAACUUAUAAUAAAGAUAAUUAUGCACAAAAUUAAAAA